AUGACGUCCAAGAAACCCACGAGCGUGGGCAACAUCUCCGAGGAGAUCGAGGACGACCUCAGCACGCUGCCGAACAUGCAGCUGAGCCAGUUGCUCUUCUUAUUGCAGCACGCGACGCACGCGACGCACGCGACGGACGAGACUGUCAAGCAGCAACUGCUGGACCUUAUUCAGCAACACGACAUGGCGCCGUUUUAUCGCCUCGUCUGUGACACGUUCCAGUGGCCAAUCAACGCGACGCUCGAGGCUGCUAUGCGUGACAAGAACGCGCAGGAACUGGCGCAAUUGAACGACCAGCUGGCCGAUGCGGAACAGAAUCUGGGCGACAUUGAGGUGCUCGAAGCGCUAUUGGCCAAAGCGCGUCUGUUUUCGAGGAUUGGGGACAAAGACAAGGCACUCGAGGCCUUUGCAGUGGCCAGUGAGAAGCCCCAGUCGAUCAAUCAGAAGAUCCUCGUGACGCUGCAUGUCAUUCGCAUUGGGCUGUUCUUCUCGGACCUGGAGUUGGUCGAAAAGAAUAUCAAAAAAGCCACUGUGUUAAUUGAUGAAGGCGGGGACUGGGACCGACGUAAUCGGUUGAAAGUGUACGAAGGGUGCUACUUGUUAAUGGCACGUGACUUGAAAAAGGCGUCCAAGUUGUUUCAAGAGUCCGUGGCCACGUUCACGGCAACGGAGUUGAUGCCGUAUAACACCAUGGUGUUCUACUGCGUCAUCACGUGCGUCCUCGGCAUGAGUCGCGUGGACUUGAAGAAAAAGAUUGUCGACUCGCCCAAGAUUCUAGCAGUGAUCAAGGAGAUUCCAUUCCUCGCGGACUUUUUGAGCGGAAUCUACGACUGCAACUACAAGAAAUUCUUCACUGCCAUGGUCGACAUUCAGCCGUAUAUCUUGCGCGACAAGUACCUGUCGACGCACUCGCGCUACUUGUACCGCGAAUUGCGUGUGCUGGCGUAUGCACAGUUCUUGGAGGCCUACCGUAGUGUGACCAUUGCCUCGAUGGCGGCGGCCUUUGGUGUCAGCAUCGAGUUUCUGGACACGGAGCUUGCACGAUUUAUCGCUGCGGGUCGACUGAAUGCCAAGAUCGACAAGGUCGCUGGUGUGAUCGAGACCAACCGUCCCGAUGCGAAGAACGCACAGUACCAGGAAGCGAUCAAGAAGGGCGACUUGCUGCUGAACCGUAUUCAGAAGCUCGCGCGAGUAAUCAACGUGUAA
Peronospora matthiolae is the source of this 1206-nucleotide messenger RNA. The record is from the annotation of a GenBank genome assembly. Lineage: Eukaryota; Oomycota; Peronosporomycetes; Peronosporales; Peronosporaceae.